AUGGAUAAAGCCAGCGGCUCCAUCGCUCAGGGGAAGCCGGCGUGUCGCUGCGCCCCGCCGUCGGGGGUCCGGCGGUGGCUGCCGGGUCUGCCCAUCGCCCUGUGCCUGCUCAUGUCUCUGAGCUCCAUCACCGUGUGUCUCCUGAUGAGCUUCAAGACCUACCAGCUGGAGAACCGACUGCAGAUGGAGAUCGACAAGGCGUCCGUCUUCCAGCCUCCACACCGGUCCCUGCUGAGCGAGGAUGGGAGCCUCACCCCGGACCUGAGGACUCCCGUGGCCAAGUUCGUGGAAGAGAAAGUGGUGGGUCUGAUGCCGAAACUACGGACUGCCAGAGAUGUUGGCACAGAGUGCUCCUGUCCUCCAGGGCCCCCGGGAAAACGUGGGAGGAUGGGACGACGAGGGGAACCCGGGCCUCCUGGCAAGGCUGGACGGGAUGGAUACCCGGGUCCGCUUGGCUUGGAUGGCAAACCAGGUUUACCGGGACUCAAAGGAAGCCAGGGACCCGCCGGACCCAAGGGAGAAAAGGGUGAUCAAGGAGACACUGGGCCAAGAAUGGUCUUUCCCCGGUACGACCAUGGCUUUCUCUCUGGAGAGCAGUCCAGCAGCUUUCAGAGACGUUUUCUGAAGGGUGAUCAGGGCCAGGCUGGACCUGCUGGUCCUCCCGGUCCCCCGGGGCCCCCUGGCCCCCGCGGGCCCCCUGGGAACACCGGCAAGGACGGACCUCGAGGCCCUGCAGGAGAGCCAGGUUUUCCGGGUCGUGAUGGUAUUGAGGGAUCACAGGGAUUACCGGGGAAGCCGGGAGAAGAUGGAGAGCCUGGCUAUCCAGGACCACAGGGUCCUCCGGGGGCAAAGGGAGAGCCGGGUUCAUCAGAGAAAGGAGAGAGGGGCAUGGACGGCCUGCCUGGACUGAAGGGCGACAAGGGAGAAGCAGGAGAUCAAGGACCGAUGGGUUAUCCCGGAGAGAAAGGCACGGCAGGCGCUGCGGACAUCGCAGACUUCAAUCGGAAACUUCUGGAUGCGUUCCAGGCCAUCAACACCAUCAGCGUCUCGGGCCCACCUGGACCUCCAGGACCCCCAGGCCCUGCAGGAGAGAAGGGUGAGCUGGGUUUACCGGGGCCGGCGGGGAUUGACGGGGAGAAGGGACCCAAAGGGGACAUGGGCGAGACGGGGCACCCUGGUGAGAGAGGAGAGAAGGGGGAGAUGGGACUCUCCGGACCUGCUGGUAUGGACGGGCACAAAGGGGAGAAAGGCGACUGCAGACUGGAGGACAACCUGGUUCAGAUGAUUUCACAGCCUGGACCGCCUGGCCCGCCGGGCCCACCGGGAGUUCCCGGGUCCCCUGGGUCCAUGGGGCUGCAUGGGAUGCCCGGCCCGAAGGGGGAGCCAGGAAUGUGGAUCAGGGGGGAGAAGGGGGACACCGGUGCUCCGGGAGCUAACGGACUGGACGGCCUCCCGGGUCCCAGCGGGCCUGCCGGGUUAGUCGGCCUUCCAGGAGCCAAGGGAGAAAAAGGACGGCCGGGGGAGCCGGGGCUGGACGGUUUCCAGGGUCUGAAGGGAGAUAAAGGUGACCAGGGGGAACGAGGAGAGAGGGGCGACAGAGGAACUGUUGGCAAGAGAGGUCUGAAGGGCCAGAAGGGAGAGCAAGGCCCGCCAGGCCUCGACCAGCCCUGUCCUGUGGGUUGUGAUGAGACUAAAGGUGUUUCUGUAAAGGAAGGACAGGCUCCUCCUCAGACUCCUCUUCCUCCCUCUGGCCCUGAGGCCCCCUGUCCUGUGGGACAGGACGGACUUCCCAUACCGGGCUGCUGGCACAAGUGAUGACUAACCUGCAGCAUGGAGCCUGUACAUAUUGAUAUGGUAUAUUUUGCAGCUGAAUAUUACACCAAUAAUCCUGCUCCCUUUUCCCCCCAUUUUUUUUUUUUUUUUUUUUGUAAAAUCCUAUUAUAUAAUAUAUUGAGAAUUUCAGAACAGAGACUUUUUUGGAGGCGACACUUUCUCAACAACUGAGACUUGAGAGCCGGUGUUGCUCCUGGAGGGACUGAGCGGAGCUGGCAGUGGGGAGAGUCCAGAGGCCGGUGCUGGUGCUGGACGAGAAGAGUUUUACUAACAAAAAAAAAACGGACUUGUUGCCUGAAUAUAAUCCUGACCAAAGUCUGGGAAUGACGGUGUGUGUGUGUGUGUGUGUGUGUGUGCACUCAUCCAAGCUUAAGGAUUGACGGACGGAUCGGGGAGCGUGUCGUCAGUACGCUCUUGUCCUCUCUCUGUUUUCCAAAAGGAGGAAAUGGCGAGACAGAAGCUGAAACGCAAGCGCCUCUCUCAGCCCUGAACGGACGCAGGGCCCGGCGGGGAAAGGACUCAGACGCAGGCAGAGGUCACAGAGGGCGUGUUGCUUAUUUUUGGAGCGAAGCUCCCCAUGUGACGCCCAUUGUGUCACUCUGAACACUCCUGUCAUGGAGACUCUCCAGGAGGGGGCGACAGAACACUGCAUUUCCGCAUUCACCACUGAGGGAUGGCAAUCCUUCUGCUUCUGAUGUUGCAAUUGCUAGGUAACCAGCUGAUCUUUUGUUUUGUUUGUUUUUUUAUUUUGAAGGGGAGUCACUGAUGUCGCCGGCACAUAAAGGAAGGAUUUACUGUGCAGACACCUUGUUAUUGCGAGUCCUCUGAAAUCACAGCGAGACCGUUUGCUUCGCAUCCCGACAGCUUUAAUGACUUGUGGCUCCUCACUGAGACCUCGGACAGAAAGACAAGUUUUACGUGCCAUAAGCAGCUCAUCUUAACAAGCCUCUCAAAAAAUAUCAGUUUGACUAUGUUUUCAUGGCUCACAUUUGUAACUUCUGUGUUGUUUUGUUUUAUUUUUUGGCGUACAUGUUUUGUUUUUUUCCUCCGGUUACAUUUUGCAUUCCUGUGCGUUGCCAUACUUUUCAGAUGGAAUGAAAAGCGAGCAGAACUCAAAGGCCAGAUCUGAAGGAACCAUUUUCAGUAUUAUUGAUGAAUCAGUGUUUCAGGUGUCUUGGCGAAUGCCUGCCAACAGUGGAUUUUAGACCAGGGUGUCAAACUCACUUUAGCUCAGGGGCCACAUUCAGCCCAGACGAACCCGUCAGCUUCCAGACACAUGAAAUUCAAACGUUUCACCUUUGUUGUUGUGGGAAACAGCGAGGCGUACAUUAUGGGGGCGUAUACAAACACAAGCCAGUUUUACGAAGAAAUUAAUGUAAUUGAAUUGAUUUUAAAGAAAUAUAAGUGUAUAUUCAAAACUACCGUAUUUUGUUUUCAAAGAUUCCUUCUAGUGCCAAAUAGUGAAAUUAUCAAAAAUCUUGUUGCCAAUUUGUGGCAUUUUAAUUGUUUGGGUUGUUUUUUUUUUUUAUUGUAUUCAAAAUAGUAAAAAAAAAAAAAAAAAAAAAAAAAAAUUGGCCUGUAUUUUUGCUUUGGGGGAGCAAAUCUAGGAAAUUAUCCAAAUCUAGUUUGUCAGUGAUUUUCUUUCUCAAGCUUUACUGUUUUUGUAAACUUUUCUGUGCUUGUUUUCACAUUUUCUGGAAGUUCCCAAAUGUGGAUAAAUAAAGUCAUCUCUAAUCUAAUCAAAUUACAAAUCCACCCUCACAGUGCAGCUUUGAUGCUUAUGCUACUUUGCUAGCAAUCAAUUAGCAAGCUUUGAUUUCUAUUUUUCUUUUCUUUUUUCCUUCUCUGUAUUUUUUAGAAUUUGAGAGGUGGGCCGGAUUGGGGCCCUAUGGUGGGCCGGAUGUGGCCCCUGGGCCAUAUGUUUGACACCACUGAUUUAGACUGAUCGUUUUUUGUUUUAAUUGUGGAAGGUGACAUGCUGUUCCCAGUUUAUCUGGACGACAGUAAACGUUUUUUGCUGCUGACCUUAAUUUCGUGUUGUUUGAGAUUUUUGUUGUUGUUUUGUUUACUCAGUUUCAGUCAUGAACCGAAGGGCGAACAUGCUCCAGUAUGACAUAUAAACAGUUAUUUCUUAGGAUAAUUACUCAAUUAUUAAUCAGCAACAUCUUGGUUCAUAACAGCCAGUUAUUUUUAACUUUUAAAUCCUUUAACAUGAGUGAUUUUCCUUUUUCUGUUAUCUGGAAAACAACAUGUUGCUUUCAAAUGAGUUAUUGGUGUGUUUAUAUCUCUGACACAUUUUUCUCUCAGUUUGGGUAAUUUGGUGUUUAAAUAAUCUACUUUUACAUAAUUUUCUUGUUGAAUUCAAACACAAGCACAGAUGCUGAGAUAUGUGCUCUUUAAAGAAAAAGGAAUUGUACUCGGUCAUUAUCAACAGAUACAUACUUGUAUUAUAUGAAAUUCAGUUAUUUUUUAUUUUAGUAUACAUAUCAGGUUCAUUGCUUUACAUGCAUUUCUGUAUUUCUUCAGUACCCUCCUACAGACUGGCUGUUGACAAUUUUUAACUCUAACAAGCACUGUUAUAUCUGUUCUUUUCAAAAUCAGGGUAGUUUUGUAAACUUAAGAGUUCAGAGAAAUAUCUACUCCAUGGACGAUCUGGCUCAUGUCACUAAUGUUUAAGUCAGAUAUCUCUGCAGAGUUCUAGUUCAUGAUUAGGUCUGAGAUUUUUUUUUUUUUUUUUUAAAUGACAAAUGAAUUGCUUGUCAGUUUUACUUUUUCCGAUGAUCGUGUAUUUUGUACAUUCAAAGCUACAUUAUUCACGUCAAGCAUACUAAUUUCUGUAUCAGUGGAAUGAGUUCAUUUCUUAGACUUUUGAAAGGAUUGACAGGUGUUUCAUAUUCUAAACCUACAGAGUGCAGCUCAUUUAGCUCUUUACAGGUACUCUAAAAGCUUUCUGCAACACAAAGAUUUGCAGAAGCUGAUGGUUAUCUGCCAUGUAACAUUAUUGUACGUGUUUAUUUCUUUUGCAGAUUCUAUCAGUGUCGUUUUUGCAGCUUAACGGAGAGACCACAGGGCGGUGUGUGAAAAGACUUUUUGAGGCUUUAGCAAAUCUUCGUACCACAGUGUUAGCUUGACUUUGGGAGAAUGUGUUUUUACUGUGUAUUUGGUUGUAAGAGAAUUAAGCUAUUUUUGUAAUUACUUGUUUAAUUAUGUAUAACAUGAAAUCUGGUCAGCUAAAACAUGUAGAUGGAAAUGAACUUGAUAGUUUUAUGGUUUCCUGUCAUUAAAUCGUAACCAUGCCAAAUUGCUUUGUUUCUCUGGGUUGAAGUUAUUUUACCAUCGUUACUCAAAAUUGUCUCAUUUUUGAGUAUUUACCAUAAAACAAUCAAGUAUAUGGAUAAAACCAAAGCUUUUUUUUUUUCUUUUCUUUUCACUUUGCUGCCAAAAAAAGCAAACGGGGUGAAGGAGAAUGAUGUUCUCUGAUGUCCAGGUAUCCAUUGCCUUUGAUUAAACUCUUAUU
Molecule: messenger RNA, 5350 nt
Organism: Salarias fasciatus (jewelled blenny)
Lineage: Eukaryota; Metazoa; Chordata; Actinopteri; Blenniiformes; Blenniidae
Gene: col23a1a
Product: collagen type XXIII alpha 1 chain a
Exons: 32
Coding region: 1-1815 (604 amino acids)
Source: RefSeq, a predicted model, not a curated record